This is a messenger RNA of Brassicogethes aeneus, 5807 nucleotides long. NCBI's taxonomy places the organism in Eukaryota, Metazoa, Arthropoda, Insecta, Coleoptera, Nitidulidae. The record is from the annotation of a GenBank genome assembly.
CAAAUCCAAAGUAAUAACUUGACCCAAUCAUUGUUCUUCACUACCGCAAGACAUUCGACCUUAAAAGUAUGUUUUUUCUAUCGUUUUUUUUGGCACAAAAAAUUAACAACAAAAAUCGAAUUUUCGCAGUCGCCAUAUUUUAAACAACUGCAACGGUUCCGUUCGUCUUUUAUUAUCAUCGAACAUCCUCGAAUGUUGCCACUAUUUUCGAUGAUUUUUAUUUGUUAAUUGUUUAUUUUAAUCUUGGUUUUAUGAAAUGAAACUGUGCACCGGGGUGCUCCUUCUGGGGGCGGUGGUGUCAAGCCAGGCCUUCUUGGACUCGCUGAUUUUCACGCUGACGAAAAACAACUGCAAGCCGCAGGAAUUCGGUUGCAGGAACAGCAGGUGCGUGCCCUUGUCCAAGAGAUGCGACAGCAGCAACGAUUGCCUGGAUUUUUCCGACGAGGAAGACUGCGAUAUUUACUUGUGUAAAGAGCCAAGAUAUUUUAAAUGCCAUAAUGAUAGAUGUGUCAGUAAGUCGUUUGUGUGCGAUGGUGAGAACGAUUGCGAAGAUUUUUCCGAUGAGAAAAAUUGCGAUAAUUUUAAGCUGUCGUUCCAAGCCAACUCCAGCUGCGCAAAGGGCGAAUGGCAAUGCAAAGACAAACUGUGCAUCUCGGAAGAAUGGGUCUGCAACGGCGAAAGCGAUUGCUUGGACGGCUCUGACGAAACUAUAGGGUGCAGCACGAAAAUCGAAUGCGACGGCUUCAAAUGCUCCAACGGGCACUGCAUACCCAACGAGUGGGUCUGCGAUGGCCACGACGACUGCAUCGAUAACAGCGACGAAAAGGAAUGCGAAAACCACAUAAACCCUAACUUGUGUACUCACGACGCCGGUAAAUUCUUGUGCGGCGACAACAAAACCUGCAUAGACCUGGCGAAAGUGUGCGAUGGAAGCCCCCAAUGUCCGGAUAAGUCUGAUGAAAGUCCAGUUUGCAAGCUACCAGCCAUGAGCUGCGAAAAACGCGGUUGCAAGCAUCAGUGUCUUCAGUUACCCACUGGCCCCACUUGUGUAUGCCCCAAAGGCUACAAAACCGUCGACGAGGUGCAUUGCGAGGAGAUAAACGAAUGCGAGAUAUACGGUAUUUGCGAUCAAAAAUGCCGCAACACCCCUGGCUCCUACGAGUGCUACUGCGACGAUAAGUACAUCCUCCAAAGCGAUAACAGGACGUGUUUGGCCAAUGGAGGAGAAGCGAUGAUGGUUUUCAGCUCAAAAACCGAAAUUAGAGCCAUCACUUUAAACACGGAAAUAUAUUUCCCCAUUGCCAAGCACCUCAAACAAGUGGUCGGUGUUCAGUAUGACGGCCAUCACGUAUACUGGACCGACAUUUUUUCUGAACACGAAAGUAUCGUCAGGAGUAUAGAGGAUGGAUCUCAAAGAGAGCUUCUUGUAACAGCUGGUUUGGGCUUGCCAGAAGAUUUAGCAGUCGACUGGGUUACAGGGAACAUUUAUUUUACCGACGCCGAAAAACAACAUAUUGGCGUGUGCAACACUGACGGUAGUCAUUGCACUGUUUUGGUUAACAGAGACAUCAGAAAACCCAGGGCUAUUUGCCUUAAUCAUGUUGAUGGUGAAAUGUACUGGACAGACUGGGGAAAACCAGCCCAAAUCGCUGUAGCUUCCAUGGACGGCACUAACGAUAAACCAUUUGUAACCAACGACAUCCAUUGGCCCAAUGGUCUAACUCUGGACUUACCCAACGAGAGAAUCUAUUGGACAGAUGCCAGAAAAAUGAGCUUGGAAAGCAUAAAACUCGAUGGAACAGACAGAAGAAUUGUUCUAAACGGCAUAGUAAAACACCCGUACGCUAUAGCGGUGUUCGAAGACCGUUUAUUCUGGUCCGAUUGGGCCACACACUCAAUUCAAUACUGCAACAAGUUUACGGGCAAAAAUCACACGACUUUGAUCAAGGAGAAUAGGGAGUACAUUUACGGCGUGAGCAUAUACCAUUCAGCGAUGCGCAGUAGAAACGAAAACCCGUGCCUCUUGGCGUUUUGCAGCGAUUUGUGCUUGUUGAGCGGUAAAGGUUAUAAGUGCGCAUGUCCGCAGAACAAGGAGCUCAGCAGUGAUAGACACACGUGCAAAGACGUUGAAAGGAAGCAAAUGCUGAUUUUGGGCGCGAAAAACUCUUUGGUCUUGAUAGAACACCAAAUUCUUGGUAAGCACGACAUAGCGGAACUUCCGGUGGCCAUCAAGAAAGUUGGAGCUUUGGCCUAUAACUCCGCUAGCGACGUAUUAUACGUUUCCGACUUGGGUGUAAAAGAAAUCAUCGCCAUCAAUUUGAAAACCUUUGAUAGCAAACCGCUAAAUAUUGACGGUUUAGGAAGAGUUACUUGCAUGGAUUACGAUCAUCUUGGCAACAAUUUGUAUGUUUGCGAUGAAAGCAAAAGUGCUGUUGAGGUAAUUAAUUUAAGCACCAUGACUUCCACAAUUAUUUUGCAUGAUUUGGAAGGUGAAAUACCAGAAUCCAUUGCUCUUAUACCAGAAGAAGGUGUUAUGUUCGUGGGAUUAAAGAAAAAGAACCGCAGAGAAUGCCACAUUGACAGAAUGUUAAUGGAUGGUACAGGCAGAACACACGCUAUAGAAUCCGGGCUUAUAGGCCCAUUGAGCCUAUCUUUCGACUACAAAUACUACAGGGUCUUUUGGUCAGAUGCUGGCACGGGUAACAUUGAAAGCACCAGCGUUGAUGGCGACGAUAGACACGGUUUUAGAAUGCUGGCAACAUCGCCAAUCAGCCUCACCAUCUUGGACAACGAUAUUUUCUGGGUGAACCAGUACUCGAAGAGGGUGUACUGGGCCCCGCGCAAUGCUACCACCACGGCCAACAAAAAAGUCACCCUCGACAUACCCGAAGACCAGGAGAACUUGUACAUUCUUUCGACGAUUCCCAAGAAAAUCGGCGACAGUUUGUGCCACCUCAACAACGGCAAUUGUUCGCAUAUCUGCUUGGUGUCGCACAAGGCCAGCGCAUGCGCCUGUCCCGUCGGUAUGGUGUUGGAUGCCGAUAGAAGGAGUUGCCUCAAGAAGUUGGAGUGCGAGGAUAACGAAUUUUUGUGCCACAAGUCCGAUAAGUGCGUUUUGAGGAGCAUGCUUUGCAACGGGAACAAGGAAUGUCCACAGGGAGAAGACGAGGAGGACUGCGUCAAGCCGCAUCAUUGUCCAUUGGGACACUUCCAAUGUGGAAACGGUGAAUGUAUCAAAGAGCAAAUGGUUUGCGACCACCACUUCGAUUGUCGCGACAAAUCGGACGAACAGAAUUGCGAACUGAAAGUGACUGGGCAAAAAUGCGCUCCGGAUCAUUUCGCGUGCGGAGAUGGAAAAUGCAUUGCGGAGCGAUUUAUUUGCGACGGAGUCAAGGAUUGCUUGGACGAGUCUGACGAGGUGAACUGCAAGAGCGCCACCUGCGAGUCGACUCAGUUUAGGUGCAAGUCGGGGACUUGCAUACCCAAAAGUUGGGAGUGCGAUCACGAGUACGAUUGCGUGGAUUUCUCCGAUGAACACAAAGGAUGCGCCGCUAAUACGUGCUCUCCUGACAUGUUCACCUGCACAAAUGGUAAAUGUAUUAGUUCCAAGUUGGUUUGUGAUAAAACUAACGAUUGUGGCGAUCAUUCCGAUGAAACUAUUUGCCAAACAACAUUACAAGGCAACUGCGGUAUAGACGAAUUCCCGUGCGCAUCGAACACCUCGAUCUGCGUGAUGAACGCGGCCCGUUGCAACGGCACCUCCGAGUGCCCGCAGCACGAGGACGAGAAGGACUGCUCCAGCUGCAACGUGGACGAAUUCAGCUGCGGGAACGGCAAAUGCAUACCGGCGCAGUGGCUGUGCGACAAGGUGGACGACUGCGGCGACAAGACCGACGAACAGCCCGAACUCUGCGAGCACAACAAGACGCUUCCCGGCCACCAAGCGCCCUGCAGCUACGGCUACAGGUGUCAGUCCGGAGCGUGCAUAACCAAGGACCUUCUUUGUAACGGAAAACACGACUGCUACGACGGUUCCGACGAGGACGGGCUCUGCAAGACAUCCUGCGAAGGCGUGCUGAAUCCUUGUUCUCAAAAGUGCAUCAAAACACCUGUAGGUCCCACGUGCGAAUGCAACGAGGGUUUCGAGUUGUCAGGAGAUGGCCACACGUGUAAAGACAUAGAUGAGUGCGCAAUGGACCCUCCGAUUUGUUCGCAACUGUGCGUCAACAAAGAUGGCGGAUAUGAGUGCGAUUGUUUCCAAGGAUUUAUGCUAAAGGCCGACAAGAGCUCUUGCAAGGCCGAAGGCUACCCGAUGUCGAUGCUCUACACGGCAGACAACCAGAUUCGCGAGCUGAAAAAGCAAACCAACAGCCUGAACAUCGUCUACGGCGACGAGACCCCGAAGAUAACGGGCAUCGACGUCGCCGUCGCCAGCCAGUUCGUCUACUUCUCCAUCGAGAACACGGGCACGGUGCACAGAAUCAACACGGCCAGCAAGAAGAGAGAGUACAUGGAGCACGUGGGGCAGCCGCAGAAGUUGGCCGUGGACUGGUCCACCAAUAACGUCUACUACGUCAACUCCGAAUCCAGGGCCAAGUCGAUCAGCAUUUGCAACUUCGACGACAAGAUUUGCACGAAAUUAAUCAACGUGGAUUUGCACCGACAGGUUACAGCCCUAGCAGUGGAUUCCGUCAACAAGCAUUUGUUCUAUUCCCUGACCAGCUGGUGGGUUUUUAACUCUCCUAGCUAUGUCAUCUACAAGUGCAACCUGGACGGCACUGGAACGCAAGAAUUGGUCAAAAGUACCACAGGCUUUGUAACCGGCAUGACGUUCGACCUAAACAAACAGUUCCUGUACUACGUCGAUCAGCACAACAACGCGAUAAAAACGGUCGAGUACAACGGCGAGCGCAACGCCGUGCUGUUCGCCAAUCUCACCAGACCUAUAUCCGUCAGAUUUUUCGAAGACCAGCUCUACUACAGCGCGGUGGGCGGCUUCAUGAGCAAGUGCAAGCUGUACGCGCCGAGAUCGUGCGACAGUUUUAAGAUACACAGCUACUCUAGCGAGUUGUUCGCCAUAAAUCAGGACAGUGUGCAGCCCAAAGUGGAGGACCCCUGCGGAAACAACACCUGCACGCAUCUGUGCGUGCCCAGUGUUGCCGGUUAUAAAUGCUUGUGCGAAGAUGGCGCUCUAAUCAAUCCCAGAGAUGCGUGCGCAUCAGUUCUGAGAGAAUCAGAAGAUGAUACCUCCAGACCGUUCCAUGAAGUCCACCAAGUGCAAAUGUUGGACGGGGGUAAAACCAGAACCAGUGGCGCCGUGAUAGUCACCGCUGUCUUGGUACCCCUAUGUUUGGUGCUAUUCGGAAUUCUUCUUUAUGUCGUAGUCAAGAAAAAGUCGAGUGGCAAAUUUAACAUAAAGAUGAAGUUUUAUAAUCCAAACUACCAAAGAAAAGGCGACGAGUUGGACAAGCCGAUCCUGAACCCGAACCAACACGAAUUCACGAACCCCAACUAUUGCGAAUCGGGCCUUAGGCACCACUCUAGCGAAGAUAAUUUAAUCAUGGAUUAAAUUUUAUUUUUAGUUUUUGUUGUUUGUGUGUACGUCGAAUUUUAAUGUUUUAAUUAAUGGUUUUUAUUGUUGUUGUUGUUGUGAAAGAUAAUUUUAAAAUCUUAAAACGGUCAGUGCUUGAAUGCUGUUUUAUAUUAUUAGCUAUUAUUUAUAGAUUAUAUUUUUAUAUACAACAAGUUACUUUUUUAUAUUUAUAUUCUAUUUUCUUAAAUAAACAUUUUUACUUAUCUACAUAUUU